This is a messenger RNA of Ilex paraguariensis (yerba mate), 618 nucleotides long. NCBI's taxonomy places the organism in Eukaryota, Viridiplantae, Streptophyta, Magnoliopsida, Aquifoliales, Aquifoliaceae. The record is from the annotation of a GenBank genome assembly.
AUGGGGUUGGAAUCAGCUAAAGCCGAAAAGCGAGAAGUGAAAGAAGAAAACGAGAGGUUAAAAAUGAUAUUAUCUCGAAUCAUGAAGGAUUACCAGUCUCUGAAAAUGCAUUUCCAUGACAAUGCCCAACUGCAAGAUCCUAAAAAACCUGCAGAUACAGUUCCUGUUGAUCAAGAAGAUGAAGAACAAGAACUAGUCUCUCUGAGCCUAGGGAGAUUUUCAAGUGAACCGAGGAAGGAUGAGAAGAAGAUUCAUGAAACCAGCAAAAUCAAAGAGGAUGGUAAGCAUGGUCAUGGAGGACUUGAGCUAGGGUUGGAUUGCAGAUUUGACCCAAGUCCAUCUGAACUCCCCAAAAAUCUAAGCACCAAAAGUAAAUCCAGUGAAUCGAAGGAAGAAGAACCUACUGAGACAUGGCCACCCAGUAAGAGUCUGAAGACAGUCAGAGGUGAAGAUGAUGAUGUUACAUUCCAGAGCCCUUUGAAGAAAGCUAGGGUUUCUGUUAGAGCUUUAUGUGACACCCCCACGGUUAGUAUCUGGUUUUUAUCCAAAAUGAUAUAUACUUUAGUACUAACUGUUUUUUGUUGUGGAAAGAUAACGGUAUCAAAAGUUACUUUUUAA